Chaetomium fimeti is the source of this 1913-nucleotide messenger RNA. RefSeq lists its product as uncharacterized. The transcript has 4 exons. Gene Ontology annotation, biological process: regulation of DNA-templated transcription. NCBI's taxonomy places the organism in Eukaryota, Fungi, Ascomycota, Sordariomycetes, Sordariales, Chaetomiaceae. Gene Ontology annotation, cellular component: nucleus. The record is from RefSeq and is a predicted model, not a curated record. The coding region runs from base 54 to 1913 and encodes 619 amino acids. Gene Ontology annotation, molecular function: transcription cis-regulatory region binding; DNA-binding transcription factor activity, RNA polymerase II-specific.
CUUUACCUUUCGUGAGUCUCGGUAACUCCAGCGCUUGACGACUACCUAAUACCAUGGAACGACGAGGGAUGAGCCACUCGGCACCGUACGGCCAUGCGUGUAUGAGCUGCUUCAAAGCCAAGUGCCGAUGCAUUCCGCGCCAAAAUGGCGAUGGUUGCGAAAGAUGCCGCCGUCUGAAGAAACACUGCACCCCAUCCAACUCGACCCGACGCCGCGUCAAUCCCAACCAAAAACCACACUCCGAAGGCUGGGUUACCCCCUUUGAAGAUCUUGUCCCGCUGUUCCAGUCGGGCGAGGCCUACGAGGUCGACAACCAGCAUCGGGCUCCUUGUGGACUGCCCUCGCCGGGGGGUCUAACAGGCCUAGAAGCUCUCCUUAGCCCUUUUCUUGACAUACCUACCAACAACUUAAACGCGAGAACCCCCGAGUCUGCGGACCCCUCGACAGCGUCCCGCCUUGAGAUAUUCCGUUCCCACAUGCUCCCCCAUUUUCCGCUCAUCCACCUCCCUGCCGAGACGACAGCCCAGCAGCUGCAGCACCAGCGACCAUUCUUGUUCCAAGCCAUCGCCUGCGUUACAUCACCUACGUCGUGUGAAAAGCGAGUGCGUGCUGCCGAGUUGAAACGCGUCCUGUUUGCUAUGGCGUUCCUCCAGCAUCAGAAAGGGAACGAGACCCAACAAAGUCAAGCGGGCCGUACAAUGGACUUGUUGCUUGGUCUGCUAGUCUAUGUAGCCUGGGGCUGGGACCACCUUCUCAGUGGUCGCCUGAUGACCCUGGCCAUGUCACUGGUUGGCGAAGUGCUCCCGAGCAAGUUCACGGCUUCAGACAUGCACACGCUAGGGCUGGUGGUUCCAGAAGUCGAUGACACUGGCGGACCCAUGUUGGCCGAGUCGUUAUUGGAACGCCAACGCGCCGUUUUGGCUUGCUUCGUGCUCAGCUCUGCCGUUUCAACCUAUACCGGCCAAGUUGAUGCCUUACGCUGGACUCCUCACAUUAAGCACAAUCUCGCCGCCCUUACUGCGAGCACAGAUGACCCGGCCGACGGCGUCUUGGCCUUGCAGGUGCACCUCCAGCUGCUCACAUCGCAGGCUCUCCAGCUACGCACUCGGAACCGCCAUACAAACUACCACGCGGCCGCCGAGGCCCUCCUAGCCCAGCUUCACGACCUCCAUCCAGCCGUGCUUCAACACCAAGGCUCUCUCCCAGCGCACUUCUACCACGCCGAACUCACCAUCCUCGAAACCCUGCACGCCACCCCCCUCCAAACCAUCUCUACAACCAUCCCGACCACCACCCCCGACGCCACACCCCCAACGGUCUACACCACACCCGCACCAGUCUACACCACCCCUCCAACAGUCUACACCACCCCUCCAACAGUCUACACCACACCCGCGACGGUCUACCCCCCUCCCCACGGCACCACCACCAACACCAACACCCCCCAACCCUACAACAUCCUCCUCGCCCUACAAGCAAGCACCUCCGCCCUGCUCACCCUCCCCGACCCCUCCUUCCGCGGCAUCGCCCUGCCGCAGUGGGCGCAGCUGACGGCGUGUCUGAGCGCGCUGCACCGGCUGGAGGGCGAUACGCGGUGGGAUGGCGCGUCGGUUAGGCUGGUGGUGGAUUUGCCGGUGUUGUUGGGGGCGGUGGUGGAGAGGGUGGAGGGGGUUUGUGGUGGCGGUCCUGGUGUUGGGGUUGGGGUUGGUGUUGGUGUUGGGGGAGAGGGUGGUGGUGGUGGGAGUGGUGGUGGGAGUACUAGUGAUGGGGGUGGUGGGGAGGGGGAGGGGUUGGUUGGGGGUGGGGGGGGUAGUGAUGGGUGGGGAACAGAGGGUGUGGCGAUGGCGCCGCAGAAGGGGUAUUGUGCAGGUCAGGGGUUGUGGUGGGAUCGGUUUUGGGCGGAGGGUGAUUAG